Molecule: messenger RNA, 4043 nt
Organism: Acinonyx jubatus (cheetah)
Lineage: Eukaryota; Metazoa; Chordata; Mammalia; Carnivora; Felidae
Product: translation initiation factor IF-2-like
Exons: 2
Coding region: 1268-1978 (236 amino acids)
Source: RefSeq, a predicted model, not a curated record
UGAAGAUCUCGGGGACAUUGCGAGCAUCUGUGUUGUUACUGAAAAUCAGCCAGUUAAAUACAUGGCAGCCAAUUCACACCUUGGAAUACUUACUACUUAAAUUCCCAUUUUAAAUAGUUAAUGCUCAGAGAUGAUGUUACAGGUGAUCCUUCUUUUUAUUCAUCUUAUUUAGUACUGAUUUUUUUCCUACACACGUAUGUGUGUGUGUCUUUAUAUAUACAGACACACAUACGCACACAAGCCAUCCUCCAAAAUGUUAGCAGAACUUUAUGGGAAAGGGAAUUAUAACUGAUCUCUAACUUAAAGACAAACACAACAUUUUUUUUAAAGACUAUUUUGUCAUAUGACCUCAUGCCAUCUCACUGAGUCACUUUGCGUUUUCCUGCCUCACCUUGUUUGUUUUACUAGUUUAGUUUUAAUGGCUACUUUUGGCUACUUUUUCUUCCAUCAGUGUUUUUAAUUAGAUCAAAACCCAAAAAAGCUCUGGAUUAUACUCAUAUGCAAGUACCCCAGUAGAGCUCCAAACCAUUGUGGAAUUGCCUCCCCCUGGGUUUGAAUCAAGUGGAUGGAGCAUGCACCCAUUUGGUCCUAUUCCUGUGAACCACCACCAUAAACUGAUCUUCCACAAAUGCCCAUCCAUUCCAGUACUCCCGGUUACACUGUAAGAAAGUACUUUCUAUCCAAUUCCAAUUUUUAAAAGUUAGCAAGAAGAGGGUAAAAAUUACCUUUGGGCUCUUCUCUAUUCCUUUCUGAACGCUAGGACUAGAUUCCGGAUCAGUUAAGCUUACUGCCCACCUUCCCAGGUUAAUGCUUACUGUGUCAAAGAAAGAAUAUGUUGGCUUAAACAGCAACCAGAGAGUAUCAGCAGUCGGUCAAACACCCGAACAAAAAAGGUUCUAGCUAAGACUGGAAUGGAAGACGUUAUGUCCCCAAAGCCAUGCUGGCCACAGCCAUUUGAGAUGGGGCGUCAGCUAUCCCAAGCUGCAAUCUUUGGAGGACAAAUCGACCCCUGCAGGGCAGUCCCGACAUUGUUCUGCUAUUCUUGCGCAGGAGCGACAAUGCUGAACCCUGCAAACGCUUUACAUCAAGUUACUUACACCUAGAAAGGCGCUACAGUGCAGCGCUACAUGAACCUUCCAAGCUAAUGAACUACCCCCGUCCCUCCAAAGGUGAGCCAACCCGGCGUGUCCGGGAGCAAUUCAGAGUACAGCGAGCGUGCCCUCUCCCAGAGUAGGAAGCUCGCUGGCGCCCGGGCUGCACACUCUGAAUGAACCCGAGUGGGAGGGAUGCAGAGACAGGAGAAACGUACCGCGGGGGCCAGGGCACACACGCCGAGGUCCCGCAUGGGCCUCACACUUGGGAUCUGAGACGCUGGGGCAGGAGUCACCCCACGCCCCCAAGCGAUGAGGCCCGGGAGCCGGCGCCCCUGCCGGAAGAGCGGGGCCAAGCCCCGGAACCUCGCGCCCCGGGCAGCCGGGCCCCGCACGCAAACCCGGGAGCAGCGGCAGCCCCCGAGCGCACCCGGCCGCGUCGGCGCUCUCAGGGACCGCAGUCCGACCGCAGUCCCAGUCCCGGCCGAGGCCGACCGGAGGGGCAGCACCGCCCGCGGCGGGGCAAGGAGUCCCGGGCCGGCAGGUCGCGGACACCGUGGCGAAAGAGAGUCGGGCGGGCGGAGGAGCAAGCCGGAGCAGACGCGGAGCGGCCAUCGCGGCCGCGGCCCGGUGGUCAGGCACUUACCCGGCGCCGGUGGCUCCGCAAGUCCUCCUACCCACGCUCAGCUGCGACCAGAGCCGGCCAGCACCGAAGCGGGAGAACACGCUGCAGCGCAGCGAGGGCAGCACAGCCGCUUGCGUCCGGCCCCGCCCCCCCCCCGCCCUCGCGGCCCCGCCCCCCGCCGCGGCUCCCAUUGGCCGCUCCGGCCGCGGCCACGCCCAUGGCAGCGGGCGACUGGCUGGCCGCGGAGGCACCUAGAUAUUGAGUAGCCGGCUCCCCACCGACAAGGGUGGUAGCUGUCGGGGACUCGAUGACACCUCCCACGGCCUUGGGUCUCGACUCCGCAGUGAAAGAGAAACUUUAGGGAACGCACCGAGAGCCACGGAACAGGAGGCUUCUCAGGGUGCUGAUUCUGUGUCCGCGUGAACCUCCGAAGUCAGAGGAAGUAAACAAACCUGCACUUCUUUUUUUUUAAUCCCAGUUUUUUAGUUUGAAAAAUUUCAAAACCGACUCAAGAGUUGAAAGAAUAGUGCUAUGGACAGUGUGCACUUCUCUCAAUACUACCAUUUCACAUUUGCGUUCUCUUCACUAGAUAGAUCCCCCCCCCUUUGUAAAGCUGCACACAACGCUGCUUCACCCCUAAAUACCUCACCACUAUCACGUGCAAUAAAUUUAAUGCAACUUCUGUUAUAUCGUUUAACAUAGUGUGUUUUUUUAAUUCCCUUUGUUGUCUCAAAACGUCAUAGACAAGCACACGUGCACACACACGUCUUUGAAAAAUUCAGGUUCUACCCAAGAUUCACCUGUUUUGCUUAAUAACGUGUCUUUAUAAACUCCUGUAGUCUACUACCCAAGUUCUAGCACUCCCACUUUUUAAAAAUCUUUCAUCACUUGGACGUAUUUGAAAAGUCCAGGCCAAUUGUCUUGGACACUGUAUCAAUUUAGAUUUAUCAAAUUGUUUCCUCAUGAUUAGAUGCACUUUAUUUUUUAUUUAAUUUUUUGAGAGAGAGAGAGUAUGAGCGGGGAAGGGCAGAGAGAGAGGGAGACAGCAUCUGAAGCAGGCUCCAGGCUCCAAGCUGUGAGUACAGAGCCCUACGUGGGGGGUUGAUCUCCUGAACUGGGAGAUCAUGACCUGAGUCGAAGUCAGACGCUCAGUCUCAACUGACUGAGCCACCCAGGCGCCCCUCUCAUGAUUAGAUUCAGGUUAAACAUUUUAGUAAGAAAAGUAGGAGGCGAUGUGUAUUUCCACAAGAAGGCACAGUGUUCUUUAGUCCCAUUAUCCGUGAUGCCAAGAUGGAUCACUUAGUCCAGACACGGGCUGGCAGAUCUCUCCACAAAAAUACUGUCAAAGGUUCAGAAAUGAUAGUACUAAAACCAAUGAAUCAUCAAACUAGUAAUCAGUAAAAGUUUAUUGUGCACACAUCAGGAAGACAGUUUGCAAACAGGAAGCACUCAAACCAAACACGGAAUGAGGCUCGGGAGUAUGUUGUCAUAAAGCAGCUAAUACAGCAAGGGAGCAGUGGCUGCUUUUCACAGUGAUUGGUUAUGAAAUGAGAAUGCUCCUAAAUGACAGGGAAUUGAUCAGUGGUUACCUCCUAUCAACCUUAAGAGUUCAAGUCUUGCUUAUGAUUGCCAGAGGCAUGAGCAAGAAAUGACCCAGAGCGAGUUAGUCUUGCAAAUUGAGUGUUGUAUGAUUAAACUGGUUUUGUCUGCUCAGAGAAUUUUCCAGGCUGGUCUCCGUUUGUUUUUUAUUUUGACAACCCCUCUCUCCCACCGCAACAGAGGUUAUCUGCAGUAAUAGGCUGAACCCAGCUAAUAUUUUUGUCCAGGGGGUGUAGCGCGCACUCAUGAACACUUACCAGAUGGUGAUUUUUCUAAUGCUAUCUAUCAAUCUUUCUACCUGUCUAAAGAAGAGUACCCCUUUUUUUCUCCUUUUCUCUUUUUCCCCCUGCUUCUCAACCCAGUCACAGCUCCUUUCCCCUCCUGUUCGAGUAACAGUGUGGACUCCUGCAUUUUUUUUAAUUCAAUUUAGUUCAAUUACUAUGAUCAAAUACCCCACUAUUAUUUUUGGUGCUCAAAUUGCCCAUAUUUGGCCAGUGGAAAGCCCCACACCUGGCUCCUUUAUUCUUAUAUAUAUCCUAUCAAUCUUUGAGCACUUCCUUGUUUUCUAACACAAGACCUACUAACUUUUCAUUGACUGUUCUGUGCCCUAGACAGGAAAACCCUAGUUCCUUUUAAUAGGAAAUGGCACUUAGAAAAUUAAAUCUGAGUACUUGCUGUGCUCACUGCUUACUGGGAUGUUAUUCUUCUCCUUAAAUGAAAACCUAAUU